This is a messenger RNA of Paramecium tetraurelia, 1602 nucleotides long. RefSeq lists its product as uncharacterized. NCBI's taxonomy places the organism in Eukaryota, Ciliophora, Oligohymenophorea, Peniculida, Parameciidae. Gene Ontology annotation, cellular component: membrane; endomembrane system. The record is from RefSeq and is a predicted model, not a curated record. The transcript is spliced from 4 exons.
AUGAAUAACUAAGUGCAAGGGAAUAACAAUUAGGCACCACAGGCGAAUCAGGGUUAGCAACAAGGAGGAUUUGGGUUUUUCAGAAUAAUUCUAACCUUGAUAGGAGUUAACUAUUUGAUGUCAUUUUUCUCAUAAUCAAACUCUCGCGUAGACACUUAUUUCAACAUCCUAAACUCGAAUAGUCUGUUCAACUUAACCAUCACAAACAACGUAACUGAUUGGACUUUAAACGAAUUAGAUUUAAUGUAUAGUAAGGACACCACAAUUGUGAAGAACAUUACUUUGACUGGAAUAGAAUUACUUGAAAAUCCUUAUUUCAGCAUAUAAUUGGGCAACAGUAAUUUUAAUAUUCAUUCUGGUUUCUCAUUAACAAAGCUUAUGAAAGUGGAAUAGAAUGAAAAAAAGAAUUUGUUGUUUGAUAAACACGAUGAAUAUAUGAUUAAGAAACAAGACGAGAAUUAAACGAGUUCAAAAUAUGAAUGGCAUGUCAAAAAUAAAUAGUAUCUAUUAUUUGUGCAUGACUCAAAUUCUUACCCAAAAAAUUAAAUUCCACCAUAAAUUAAAUAUCGAUUCCAAAGGACUGAAGAAGGUUUCAUUUACACUCCAAAUCUAGACGUAGAUAACUAUUUUUUGAGAAAGAAAGAUCACAUAUUGAUAUAAGCAAAUGAGACAUAUGAGAUUCCAAUAGAGUUUAAUUGUUAUUAUUCUUGGAAGUAUUACAUGAUAGAUUCAUUGAAGAAUGCAGGUAAGUUCUAUGAAAAUUUGGGCAUGGAAAUAUACGACGAAAUAGCAGAAGAUAAUACAAAGGAGAUGCUUUUCGAGACAAAUUUCUAUUUGGUUGCAUUAACAAUGGUUGUUAGUGUAUUGCAUACGAUAUUUUCAACAUUGGCAAUAAAGAAUGACUUUUAAUAUUGGAAGAAUUUGGGUUCACAAGAGGGGAUCUCCAUUAGAGCUUUGUAUACAAAUUUUGUCUUCGAUAUUAUCAUCACCUUGUAUUUGCUGGAUAAUGAGACUUCAUAUCUGAUCAUUGUUUAAUAAUUUGUUGAAUUGGGAUUGAUGAUGUGGAAGAUCACCAAAACAACAAAAUUCAAAAUAAUUAAAGUAUUUCCAUAUGUGGAAUUUUUGCAUCAAAAAUCAUAUGAAUCAAAAACCUAACAAUACGAUUAAAAAGCUGCUAAUUUCUUAUAUAAGUUAUCAGUCCCAUUGUUUGCUGCUUACCUUGUUUAUGCUCUAAUUUACUAAGAGCACAAAGGAAUUUACUCGUUCAUUAUAGAGAGUUUGGUUGAAUUCAUUUAUUUAUUCGGGUUUAUAAACAUGACUCCUUAGCUCUUUAUUAAUUAUAAACUAAAAUCAGUGGCUCAUUUGCCAUGGAGAACAAUGAUAUACAAGUUUUUGAAUACUAUAAUCGAUGAUUUGUUUGCUUUUAUAAUUACAAUGCCGUGGUUGAAGAGAUUGAGUUGCUUUAGAGACGAUGUCAUAUUUUUAAUAUAUAUAUAUCAAAGAAGAAUCUACAAAGUAGAUCCUAAUAGAUUAGAUGCUGGGUACUCAUAAGAUAUAGACACAAAAUAAGAAGUCACAGAUGGUAAAGAGAAGAAGGAUUGA